AUGCAAAAAAUACAUCAGCUGGAAAGCAACGAUUCAGACGAUGACAAUAUUCCACUCAGUGUUUUAAAGAAGGCUAUCGAAGAAAAUAAGGAGCCUUCCAUUUCACCAAAAUCAGUGUGUCCAAUAAAAAAUAUUGAUUUACAACACGAGGUUCCACCAGGUCCUAGAGAACAAACUCCAGAUCAACCUGAAGCUGUUGAUCCUUCUGACAGCAAUAAUCACGACCCCACUUAUAUCCAAACCUGUAAUUUUAAAAAUUGCAAACAGGAAAUAUUUGCUGCUUGUCACCGCUGUCCUGCAUUGUUGUGCUGGGAUCAUUUCAAUAACAAUAGCGACUGCAAAUAUCACGAUGAUAUUUACUCAUCUGAUUCUGAAAACGGAAGGGAUAAGGCAGAGAUCGAGCGCGAUCGCUUAGCUGCUAGGUAUGCCGUAGAUGGUGUGCAAAGAGAGGUGCCGUUUGCUAAGACAAAAAAAGGAAAAAGGCAAUAG
Acanthoscelides obtectus is the source of this 489-nucleotide messenger RNA. Lineage: Eukaryota; Metazoa; Arthropoda; Insecta; Coleoptera; Chrysomelidae. The record is from the annotation of a GenBank genome assembly.